This is a messenger RNA of Bolinopsis microptera, 1671 nucleotides long. RefSeq lists its product as uncharacterized. Bases 60 to 1598 code for a protein of 512 amino acids. The record is from RefSeq and is a predicted model, not a curated record. NCBI's taxonomy places the organism in Eukaryota, Metazoa, Ctenophora, Tentaculata, Lobata, Bolinopsidae. The transcript has a single exon.
AUUUUGACGUGAUUUUAUGCUUCAGUCUUCCGACUAAUUCGUAGAUAAAUGAACUAAGCAUGGUGAUGGAUAUUAUACUAUCGAAGAAUUCCAGUCAUGGUGACAGAACUUCUCAUCUGUCUGACGUUUCCGCGACGCUUUAUGGUGUUCGUGGUGCUGUUAAGCGAUUUACUGCAAAGAAGUCAACUCCUGAGGUUUCUCGUGCUUAUCUUAAACGAAGUUUUCGAUGGAGGAUGCUAUCUCGAGUGAUAGUGAGCUUUGUACGUUGGGAGAAACUGAAAUCGUCCGGAAAGGAUAGGGGUUUUGUGAUGCGUAGAAUUGUCGCAGGAAGGGUCCAAGAGAGAGUUUUCAAUGUUGCGCAGUUUUCAAAGCAUGUCCAGCAACACCAGGUUUUAAACAUUCAUGCUAAGCUUCUUAUGUUUAAAGAACCUCACUAUCGAUGUAAAAAUGAUUUAGUAGUCAUAUUAGGUUACAUGAACAGAAUGCAAUGCUUUAAUAAAUACUCUGUAUUUACCAAGCGACAACUUGCUACGAAGAUUCGGUAUAACUGCUACUCCGAAAAUACGGUGAUUUUCCGAGAGGGAGCAUCUCCAAAAUAUUUUUAUUUGUUGCUAUCUGGUUCGGUACAGCUUUUUAAAACGGUCAACAUGCCACUUUCGGAAGGAUCUGAAGACGGUAUUACAGAAGAAGAGUCAAGAAGUAGAGAAGUGCUCGCGCCUCAAGGAAAACCUAUUACUGAAGGAGCUAGCUUUGGGGAUCACAGUAUCGCCUAUUCCAGUGUGCGAACUUUCACCAUUAAAACUCGUGAACCUUGUGAAUGUUUUACGCUUGAGGGCAAAGAUUUUAUAGAGCUGCUUGGAGUUUAUCAUGACGAAGAACGAAUGAUGAAAUCCAAUGUUAUAAGAAAGAUACCUCAAGUUGAAAAUGUGCCAGAGGCUGAUAUAAAAAGGGCAAUCGAUACUUCUUACAUAAAAACUUUCGCUAAAGGCGAUCUUAUAAUCAAAGGAGAGGACUUUUGUUUAGAUAACCAAAACUCCUCUGAUCCUCCUUCAGCUCAUUUAGACACGUAUGCUUGUGUUGUCGUUUCUGGAUCAGCAGUUUUAGAAAAGCAAAUUAGUGUCAGUCAAGAGCCACUUCCUGGCGGGACAACGAUUGUCAAGCUUCCCGACGAUUCGAUUGAGAACAAAACACUAGAAACAGUUACCCAGAAAGUUCGGGCGCGAACCACCAUGGAACAGCCCUUCGAUUUUGAAGGACUAUUGACUCUGCCCCCACCUCCUCCUGAGUUUCCGACUCUCAAAUUCCUCUCUGUUCAGACGUACGUGGCUGGGGACCUUUUCCUUCCAUUCGUUCGUGAAAAAGACUAUGUUGUAGGAGCUAAAGAAGCUACCACAAUCCUUUACGUCCCAAAAACCCCUUUUAUGCUGCACAAAUCUGGGGAAAUUAUGGCCAAACUUUUCGAUGAGCUCCUUAAUGCAAAAAUAUCUGUCGAUGAGCAGCUGAAAGAAUAUAAUUCACGACGGAUAUGGAAGGAUUACAGAAAGCAGCUGGUUAGACAGGUUCUAGUGGACAAACUGCUGAGGAAGUCUCGCUGUUGAUUCAGAUGUCAAGGGACGCCUUUACAAUUUAAUUUUAUUCUAUACAGUGUUGAUUUCAUUUUAUUGAAUUUAA